AUGGACGCGUUCAUCUUGCGCAAACGACGUCGCGUGUCCCCGCCACAGAGUGACCUCGCACCCAACGCUGACCCCGAACCACCGAUCGCCGAGGACGACGAAUCGACCGAUGUCAAGCUGGCAAUUCUUUCAUCUCUGCACCCAAGCAGGCGUCAGGAUGACUUGCUGGAAGUCCUCCUUGGCUGUGACGGCUCCGUGGACGCUGCCAUCAAAGCACUCUCGACUACUGGGCACAAUGUCUCUCCGCCACAAAAGCGGCGAAUGAUGGGUGCUGGUAUGCAGACUGGUCUACCAUACGCGUCAGAGAACAAGAGCCCAUCAAAGCCAACAGGGCAACAAUCCUUGACUAAAAAGGGCAAAACUCUCCAUCUAUACACGCCGCAAGACAUCGCAAACCACACACCCUGUUCCAUCAUCCACAAUUUCCUGCCCACCAAUCUCGCAAACGCCCUUCUGGAAGAGCUUCUUGCUGAAGUUCCCAGCUAUGACUCUAUUCAAUUCAAGAUCUUUGACAAUGUCGUCAAGUCCCCGCACACGGCAUGUUUCUAUGUCGACAGCCUGGCAGACAUUGAGCGACAGAGAAGCGAGUAUUACUACAACGGCAAUGAUCUUGGUGAUAUCCGUCAGAUUCUGCCAGUCAUGAAGCAGGUCAGCGCUCUUGUUCGUGAUGCUGUCAACAAGGAAAUUGUUGAUCGGAUCCGCGACUUUUAUCCAGACGGGAAAAAACUAAAAUAUCAGUCACCCCUGGUAUGGGAGCCCAACGCCGCCUUCGUCAAUUGCUAUGAUGGUGGCGCGCAACAUGUGGGCUAUCACUCUGACCAACUUUCCUAUCUCGGGCCUCGGGCCAUCAUAGGGAGCUUGAGUCUCGGGGUUGCAAGGGAGUUUCGCGUCCGAAGAAUCGUACCCAAGGACGACCCCAAUGGACCCGACAAGCCUGAAAAUGCUUCUUCUGCGGCAGAUGUGUCGGGGCAAAUCGCGAUCCAUCUCCCCCACAAUUCUCUCCUUGUGAUGCAUGCCGAAAUGCAGGAAGAAUGGAAGCACAGCAUCGCACCGGCGCUCACUGUCACUCCCCAUCCUACCGCUGGUAAUAAACGCAUCAACAUCACUUAUAGGUGGUACCGAGAAGAAUUCCGCCCCAAGAACACCCCAAAGUGUAAAUGCGGGGUCCCUUGCGUGUUGAAAACGGUACAGAAACAGAGGGCCAAUCGGGGUCGAUAUAUGUGGAUGUGUCAGGUUGGAAACAAGCCGAGCGGUGGCGAGGGAUGCGGGUGGUUCGCAUGGGCGAGAUUUACAGAUGAUGGUGUCCCUGUGAGUUGGAAAGAUGGGACGCCAGGAGAAAAGGGUCAGCCAGAGGAAAUUGAGAACCAGCAAAAGACAGACAACAAGGCUGGCUCAUAA
This is a messenger RNA of Fonsecaea multimorphosa CBS 102226, 1398 nucleotides long. RefSeq lists its product as uncharacterized. The coding region runs from base 1 to 1398 and encodes 465 amino acids. NCBI's taxonomy places the organism in Eukaryota, Fungi, Ascomycota, Eurotiomycetes, Chaetothyriales, Herpotrichiellaceae. Gene Ontology annotation, biological process: DNA alkylation repair; DNA repair. The record is from RefSeq and is a predicted model, not a curated record. The transcript has a single exon. Gene Ontology annotation, cellular component: nucleus. Gene Ontology annotation, molecular function: dioxygenase activity; zinc ion binding.